AUGCCAGGCCAGAAGAUCCUCUGCGUUGCAGAAAAACCGGCGAUCGCCAAGGCGGUCGCCCAACACCUGGCAGGUGGCCGAGUCACAACGCGCCCCGUCAACGGCAACCAAUACGUCAAGAAUUACGAGUUUGACUUCCACUUCCAACAAUGGGGCAACUGCUCGGUGACCAUGACCAGCGUGCUGGGUCAUCUAACUGGCUUGGACUUUGACCCGAAGUACAAAGGUUGGAAAUCUUGUCCUCCAGGCCAGCUGUUUGAAGCGGAAACAAAGAUUACCAUCGAUCGAGACAAGCAAUCCAUUGCCGAAAACAUUCAACGACAGGCUCGCUUUGCCAGAAUUCUCUUUAUUUGGACCGAUUGUGACCGUGAAGGAGAGCACAUCGGCGGCGAAGUACGGGACCAGGCCAAAAAAGGCAACCCAGGCAUUGUCGUGAAGCGAGCCAAGUUCAGCAAUACAGAAAGAGCCCAUGUCAUCCAUGCGGCACAUUCUCCCAUUGAUAUGGACGAGCGUCAAGUCAGUGCAGUGGCCGCCAGGAUCGAGCUUGACCUGCGGAUAGGAGCCUCCUUUACUAGGCUACAGAGUCUUGAGCUCCAACGUUUGAGCGACAACCUUCAAGAUCAAAUCAUUUCCUAUGGUUCCUGCCAAUUCCCCACCCUGGGUUUUGUGGUGGAUCGGUACAAUCGUGUCAGGAAUUUCAAACUGGAGGCCUUCUGGUCGAUCAAGCUAGUCCACGUGCGGAACAGGAUCAAGGUCAAUUUCAACUGGCAGAGGGUGCAUCUCUUCGAUCGGGCUGCAGUGACCAUUAUAUUUGAGGCGUGUCUGGACGCAAAAUACGCCAAGGUCACAAAGGUCCAGAAAAAGCCAACCUCGAAAUGGAGGCCGCUCCCUUUGACCACUGUAGAGUUGCAAAUGCAAGGCAGUCGCUUUCUUCGCAUGACUAGUCAGCAAGUGAUGUCGGUUGCAGAGAAGCUCUACCAAAAGGGUUUCAUCAGCUAUCCUCGAACCGAGACGGAUCAGUUCCCACGCGAGUUCGACUUUAACGCCAUAAUUCAACGACAGACACGGGACAACAGUUGGGGACAAUAUGCCCAGCGACUCCUGGACGGAGAUUUCCGGACUCCACGCUCGGGUCGCAACAACGACCAAGCUCACCCGCCAAUCCACCCGGUCAACUAUGUUGCGAGUGAUGCUCUCGAUUCCCAGGAAAAGAAAGUGUAUGAGUUUGUCACACGAAGAUUCUUGGCGUGUUGUUCAGAAGAUGCCAAGGGAGAGGCGACCGACAUUGAAAUCCUCUGGGGCUCUGAGACGUUUCAUACCCAUGGUCUGCUGGUCCUGGAGAGGAAUUAUCUUGAUGUCUACGUUUACGAUAAGUGGGAAAGCAGCCAGCAGCUUCCUGAAUUUACUCUCGGCGAGACGUUUGAGCCAUCAGAGGCUAACAUGUUGGAUGGAAAGACCACCGCGCCAGGAUAUCUCACCGAACCGGAACUAAUCGCUUUGAUGGAUGCGAAUGGCAUUGGGACAGACGCAACGAUGGCCGAGCACAUUGCUAAGAUCAAGGAUCGAUCUUAUGUCGACACGAGACGCUCUGGAGGCGGUAGAAAUUCGGUCCAGGAAUUCAUUCCCACUACACUUGGUGUCGCCCUGAUUGAAGGCUAUGACAAGAUGGGCCUCGACGUCAGUGUCAGCAAACCAUUUCUGCGCAAGGAGAUGGAGCUGAGAAUGAAAGCGAUCUGCGAGGGCCGGAAAAGUCGGACUGAGGUUGUCCAAGAAAGCUUGGAGAAGUACCGUGAAGUGUUUGUCAGGACACAAAGUGAGAUCCAGGUUUUGAAGAACGCGGUGACGAAAUACGUCGUCAAUGGAGGGGCGGAGUGA
Fonsecaea erecta is the source of this 1875-nucleotide messenger RNA. RefSeq lists its product as hypothetical. Gene Ontology annotation, cellular component: nucleus. Bases 1 to 1875 code for a protein of 624 amino acids. The record is from RefSeq and is a predicted model, not a curated record. Gene Ontology annotation, molecular function: DNA topoisomerase type I (single strand cut, ATP-independent) activity; DNA binding. Gene Ontology annotation, biological process: DNA topological change. Lineage: Eukaryota; Fungi; Ascomycota; Eurotiomycetes; Chaetothyriales; Herpotrichiellaceae. The transcript has 3 exons.